GACUUAGUAUCCGAGUAUGAGAUGAUGAAGAACGCAGAUAAGCCUGAUACUGUAGAAGCAUCAGAGAGGUCUUACCCUCGAGGAAGCCGAUUGGGGUGGGUAGAUUUCAAAAUGGCCUUUAUUACUUGGAGCCCUUCACUAAUGGACGGAUGGCAAUGUUAGUGUCUCCAAAUGAUGAGGUGUGGCACCAACAUCUCGGGCAUGCUUCUGAUGACAAACUUCGUCACAUCAGUCAUUUGAAGGACUUCAAUCGGCAUACUGUUUUUUGUGACCCUUGUGUUCGACUCCCUUUUUCCCGUAGCACUAUUAAAACUAAACAAUGUUUUUAUUUGGUCCAUUGUGAUAUUUGGGGCGGUUACAAGUGUACCUCCCUUAUUGGUGCCCGUUAUUUUUGUCCACUAUUGAUGAUUUCACCCGUGGAGUUUGGGUUUAUCUCAUGCAAAAUAAGUCCG
Cuscuta epithymum is the source of this 452-nucleotide messenger RNA. Lineage: Eukaryota; Viridiplantae; Streptophyta; Magnoliopsida; Solanales; Convolvulaceae. The record is from the annotation of a GenBank genome assembly.